Histoplasma mississippiense is the source of this 1782-nucleotide messenger RNA. Its product is annotated as vacuolar protein sorting-associated protein 45. NCBI's taxonomy places the organism in Eukaryota, Fungi, Ascomycota, Eurotiomycetes, Onygenales, Ajellomycetaceae. The transcript is spliced from 3 exons. The record is from RefSeq and is a predicted model, not a curated record. Bases 1 to 1782 code for a protein of 593 amino acids. Gene Ontology annotation, cellular component: Golgi membrane. Gene Ontology annotation, biological process: vesicle-mediated transport; intracellular protein transport.
AUGGACGUCGUCGCAGCUGUGUCCGGUUACAUCUCGAAGAUGGUCUCCGUGGGAGACUCGGCCGCGACUGGAUCCUCCACAGCUAAGAUGAAGAUAUUAUUGCUUGAUAGUGAGACCGUACCCAUCAUCUCUACUGCCAUGACCCAGUCUGCUCUCCUGAACCAUGAAGUCUACCUGAUCGACCGCCUCGACAACCAGACCCGCGAGAAAAUGCGACAUCUGCGAUGCCUGUGCUUCGUGCGUCCUUCGGCUGACUCCGUACAGCUUAUUAUUGAUGAAUUACGGGAACCAAAGUACGGCGAGUACUACAUCUACUUCAGCAACAUUGUCCGUAAAUCGUCGCUGGAGAGGUUAGCGGAAGCGGAUGGGCAUGAAGUUGUCAAGGCCGUGCAAGAGUAUUUUGCAGAUUUCUCUGUGAUCAACCCUGACCUUUGCUCCUUGGGUAUAGGGUACCCGAAACAAAGGAUAUGGAGCCAGAGCCCAGAUAUUUGGAACUCAGAUGCUCUCCAGCGAGCGACGGAAGGAGUCAUCGCGCUUUUAUUGUCCCUGAAGAAGAACCCCUUGAUCCGGUACGAGAAGAAUAGCCAUAUAGCUAAGAAACUUGCCACCGAAGUCCGAUACCAGCUCACACAGGAAGAGCAACUGUUCAAUUUCCAAAGAACAGAUACGCCUCCAAUCCUACUGAUACUCGACCGUCGAGACGACCCUAUCACUCCACUAUUAAACCAGUGGACCUAUCAAGCAAUGGUCCAUGAAUUACUUGGCAUUGAAAAUGGAAGGGUUGAUUUGAGCAAUGUCCCAGAUAUCAGACCAGAACUUAAGGAAAUAGUGAUAUCCCAAGACCAGGAUCCGUUUUUCAAGAAAAAUAUGUACCAAAACUUCGGCGACUUGGGCGGGAACAUAAAGGAGUAUGUCGAACAGUACCAGUCCAGAACAAAGAGCAACAUGAGCAUUGAGUCCAUUGCGGAUAUGAAACGAUUUGUGGAAGACUACCCUGAAUUCCGAAAACUUUCGGGCAAUGUCAGCAAGCAUGUGACCCUGGUUAGCGAGUUGAGCAGAAAAGUCGGAGAGAAUAGCUUGUUGGAUGUGAGCGAACUCGAACAAAGCUUAGCCUGUAACGAUAAUCACACGAAUGAUCUUAAGGCACUUCAACGCUUAAUUCAAUCUCCAUCAGUCACGGCGGAUAAUAAAAUCCGCCUUGUUGCAUUAUAUGCUAUCCGUUAUGAAAAGCAGCCUUCGAAUGCAUUGCCAGUUUUGAUCGACCUAUUAACAGCGGCUGGAGAUGUCUCGCCGAAUCGAAUUAAUAUUAUCCCAAAGCUCUUGGCGUACCAUCACUCACUCCAGGCGCCCCCGGUUGCAGGUGGUUUCUCAGAUCUAUUUGAAUCAGCAUCGUUCCUAUCUGGUGCUCGCGACCGGUUUAGGCCUCUUAAGGGUGUCGAGAAUGUAUACACACAGCACUCUCCGCGAUUGGAGUCAACUCUCCAAAAUCUCAUCAAGGGUCGGUUGAAGGAACUCCAAUACCCCUUCCUCGAAGGCGGUGGACACACCCGCGACAAGCCUCAGGAUAUAAUCGUGUUCAUGGUCGGGGGAGCAACGUACGAAGAAGCGAAGAUGGUGGCGCAGGUCAAUGCCAGUUCACCUGGUGUCCGUGUUGUUCUGGGAGCGACUUGCAUCCAUAAUAGCGCUAGCUUCCUGGAAGAGGUGGAUGAUGCUGUUGGCAACUGGCCGGAGCCCCCGCCGACCACAGUUGCAGGCAGGCUUCGUAGGGAAAUUGGUCGUUGA